CACACGACAUGUGCCAUGGAAUUCCUGGCGGAUGAACGGUCCACAUACUACCAGGAAACACAUGGCAGAGGAAUGGACGCGGCGGCGAAAAGGCAGGUACGCAUGGCGUGGACCCACCAGCUUAUCCCGUCCAUCGACGCGUGGGUAAGCAGGAAGCACGGGCAGGUCAACUUUUACCUGACUCAGCUCCUCAGUGGUCACGGCUGCUUCCGAAGCUACCUUCAUCGCUUCGGGCACGCGGACUCCGCAGAAUGCUCUUGGUGCGGGCACUACGUGGAGGAGGAUGCCGAGCAUGCGAUAUUUUCGUGUGCCUGGUUCGCAGCGCAGCGCCAGCGGCUAGAAGAAGCGCUGGGUGGAGCCGUAGUCAAGCAGAGCUUGGUGCCGUGCAUGCUCCUGUCCCCGGAAAACUGGGAGGCGACGAGCUGCUUCGCGGCGACCAUUAUGAGGGAACUGCGCGCUGUUGAGCACCAGACAAGAGUCCAGUUAGUCUAAACAAAGCCUGCACAUGUGUGAAGCAUUGCUUCACGGCCGUACCACACAUGUUGGGCUUGCAUAGUCUAACCUUUAAUAUAGUUUGCUUUAAGUAUAAAAUAAGUUGUAAAUACGAGCAAUUAAA
This is a messenger RNA of Drosophila miranda, 616 nucleotides long. RefSeq lists its product as uncharacterized. The transcript is spliced from 2 exons. The record is from RefSeq and is a predicted model, not a curated record. Lineage: Eukaryota; Metazoa; Arthropoda; Insecta; Diptera; Drosophilidae. Bases 16 to 492 code for a protein of 158 amino acids.